CAACGUAACCAACUUCUUUCUCUUAAAAUUUUAUUUUUACACAAAAUGGCAUCCAGAACUCUGAUGCAAUUUAAACGGAGUCUCGCAUCUUCCACCACUCCCAAAUUUGCUAUCAUGGCCGAUGCUGCUGCUCAUCCUCCUCCAACCAAAUCAAGUAAUGGAUUUAAGAAGAUGGCGAUGAGUGCUUCGUUUGCACCGGUGUGGAUGGUGUUCGGAAUGGUUGUCGUGGCCACGACGAUUGGAAUUCACACAGCAAAGCAGCAGUUGUGUCAUUCCCCGUCGGUUCAGCUGACUAAGAAGAAGAGAGAGUGCGUGCCCGAGGUGGAAAUUCCAGAUGUGGUGACGGUUUCCGGUAGCAAAUUCAUCAAUAAAUCUUUCUUGAGGAAAGUGGCUCACAUUCAGGACGAUAAACGAACCCUGAAUGACCAUGUUCGCCCCGACCCUUUUACUAGCUCUCGGGACAAUGAAACCUUAAAAUCAGUUGGAGUCAGCAAGUGAGCUACACGAAUUUUAACACGUUGAUGUCAUCUGUGAAUAAUUUUUCAAUCUUUUGACUUUUCUUUAUUUGGAUUUUGUAGUCUAGUUGCUAGUGUGUCUUUCAAUUUAUUGGAGAUUCUCAAGACAUCCUUUUUGUAUUUAUUCCUAGCUAAAUAAAUAACGAUGUUUGCAUUUUAAAA
Olea europaea var. sylvestris is the source of this 677-nucleotide messenger RNA. RefSeq lists its product as uncharacterized. The record is from RefSeq and is a predicted model, not a curated record. The transcript has 4 exons. The coding region runs from base 46 to 498 and encodes 150 amino acids. NCBI's taxonomy places the organism in Eukaryota, Viridiplantae, Streptophyta, Magnoliopsida, Lamiales, Oleaceae.